GCGACCCGUCGGCUCCAGUCGCGAGGAUUCAAUAACGACAACAUUUGGACCAGCGGGCUUGAUCGAUUUAGCGAGUCGAUACCGAACAAUACAAACAUUCGCCGAGGCAGUCCUUGCUGCUUGCACCUCAAAGCUGUGCCCAGCACAUCUGAUCAACGCUUUUCGAUCGUCAAUUGGUGCAAAACGAGCCAUGGUCGUCAAAAUCCGUCUCGCCCGCUUCGGGCGGCCACACCAGCCCCUUUACAACAUUGUUGUUACCCAAGCCAGGACGGCACUUGGUUCGAAACCUAUGGAGGUGCUUGGCACCUACGACCCGAUUCCCAAGCCGGAUUCAUACGACAGCUCUGGCAAGCUGCACAAGGACAUCAGACUGGAUAUCACAAGAACAAAAUACUGGGUUGGUGUUGGAGCACAACCCACAGAUGUCGUGUGGAAGCUGUUGACCAUGCUGGGUAUACUAGAACCCAAACAAGCAGCAAAGCCCAAGUAUACGCCACCUCCCAGCUAUAAGCUGUCGUCGACCGGAAAGAGGAUUUCAUAAACGCGACGAGACUGUAAAACAACUCGCAACGCAUCCCCCAUGUUUAUACUUACCUGUACUAUUGCGACGGCACGGCAAUGUUUUAUAUAAUGUACAACAAAAAAAGUAGAAAUCUAUGAAAGCAUGGAUCAACGGCGUUUUGAUCGUCUUAGAAUCAUGAGCACCUCACUUGGCAAUAUUUGGCUACACCUUUUUGAAAGCAUGUGAAGGUAUGCGAGGGAUCCGGUCUAUGGAAUAACAUAUCAAUGAAGGUCGGUAUUCCC
Messenger RNA from Pyricularia grisea, 804 nucleotides. RefSeq lists its product as uncharacterized. Gene Ontology annotation, molecular function: structural constituent of ribosome. The record is from RefSeq and is a predicted model, not a curated record. NCBI's taxonomy places the organism in Eukaryota, Fungi, Ascomycota, Sordariomycetes, Magnaporthales, Pyriculariaceae. The coding region runs from base 191 to 541 and encodes 116 amino acids. Gene Ontology annotation, cellular component: mitochondrial small ribosomal subunit; ribosome. The transcript has 3 exons. Gene Ontology annotation, biological process: mitochondrial translation.